AUGUCAGGAAAUAAAGUAGUCUUGUCGGAUGUGGAGACUGCUUCUUCAAACAAGUCUUCCCAAAACUUUUCUGUUGCUCCACCUAGACCUCCACGAUCGCUGCGGGAAAAAGUACUUACAAAAUCUACUUUAACAAAAGCAACUCCUAGCGAGAAGUUGUCGCAGCCAUCAUCUCAUCCUGCAACAGGAAAACGUCCAGCGGACUCUGCUCCGACAGACGCAUCCAUAACAAGCAAAGAAGCUUCUUCGCACACCCCCACUCUGCGAACUAAAAUGUCGGAAACUUCUGUUAAAAGCGACAGCUCGAUCCGAUCCUCCGUUUGUGACCUCGACCUUUGCGGCUCUCGACAAAUUUUCCAAUCCGAGCUCUAUGCCUUGCUCAGGGCGACCAAACUAGCUGAAUCGAGCACCGAACCUGUCGUAAACAUCAUGAGCGACUCAAGAUCUUCGCUCGAUCUGCUGGCGAACUCUAAAGCAAGCCACCCCCUAUCAAAGGCCAUUCAAGAAAGCAUAGGGAAGAUGAGAAAUGAUGGAAGAGUGAUACGGCUGUUUUGGUUGAGGGCUCAUGUAGGCACGUCUGGAAAUGAGAGAGCCGAUGAGCUCGCCAAGGCGGCGGCACUGCGGGAGAAAGCCACUCUAGACUAUGACAAAAUCCCCAUGUCCUACGUUAAAGUGAAAAUCAGAGAGGAAACCGUUAAGGGCCAUGCGGGCGACGCUGGUAACGAAAUUGCUGAUGAGACAGCCAAAGGCGCUGCCACACAACACAAAACCCCUGACUACGCGAAGUUCCCUAUGAGCUUUGUAAAAAGGACUAUGAGGGAAAAAACUUGGAGAACUUGGCAGACAAGAUAUGAAAGCGCGGAACAAGGAGCGCGCACUAAAGAAUUACUCCCUAAACUGACGGACAUUUGUGCACUGUGGAAAGCAACCAAAAUAUCAUUUCAAUUAACGCAGGCAUUAACAGGUCACGGCUACCACAAGGAAUAUCUGCAUAGAUUCAAAAUCGCUGCUGAUCCAUUCUGA
Parnassius apollo (apollo) is the source of this 1023-nucleotide messenger RNA. Lineage: Eukaryota; Metazoa; Arthropoda; Insecta; Lepidoptera; Papilionidae. The record is from the annotation of a GenBank genome assembly.